UGCGAACCUGCGCUGAAACCCUAAGCGCGCAGCCGGCCGUUCCCUGCUGAUCAUCGCCGCAGACAGAGGUCGGAAGAAGAGGAAGGAAAAGGCUCUCUCUCCCGCACGGCGGCGCGGUGUAGCCGGCGGCGAUGGCUUUCUGGCAGGCGCGCGACUUCCUGUUCUGCGGCGUGUGCGGCACCCUCCUCGACUUCAACUCCCACCGCUACGCCUCCUGCCCCCUCUGCGGCUUCAAGCGCAAGGCCAAAGAUAUCGAAGGGAAAGAAACUCGGUACGCGGUCACCGCAGAGGAUAUUAGAAGAGAGCUAAAGAUAAAAGCGUUUGUGGUUCUUGAAUCGGCGCCAAAUUUGGACAUAGUUGUGCAAAGAUCCCUGACAGAGCGAGCCUGUCCGGAAUGCAACCAUCCUGAACUCGAAUUUUACACGAAGCAGCUUCGGUCAGCGGAUGAGGGGCAGACUAUCUUCUACGAGUGCCCGGAGUGCGGCCACGCAUUCAAUGAGAACACGUAAGAAAGAAGAUUCCUACUAUCAGUGUAUGGAUAUGGCCAGAAGAAACUACUCCUGCCAUUGGUUGACAAUCGAUGUUCAACGAAAUUUCUCCUGCCGUUGGUUGACCAUUGAUGUUGCAUUGUUUUGGCGUGUAUUCUAAUCUUGAAUGUUACCUGGGAUAUGUUAAUACUCGCUUUCUAUCUAACGCUUUUUUAUGGUACCUGGCUGUCUGAUGUAUUUGACUGAAUGUGGCCAUAGAAAGAGCGGGAUGUCUUGUUUCUAA
Aegilops tauschii subsp. strangulata is the source of this 771-nucleotide messenger RNA. RefSeq names its product DNA-directed RNA polymerase I subunit RPA12. Gene Ontology annotation, cellular component: RNA polymerase I complex. Gene Ontology annotation, molecular function: nucleic acid binding; zinc ion binding. The record is from RefSeq and is a predicted model, not a curated record. Gene Ontology annotation, biological process: termination of RNA polymerase I transcription; DNA-templated transcription. Lineage: Eukaryota; Viridiplantae; Streptophyta; Magnoliopsida; Poales; Poaceae.